This is a messenger RNA of Xyrauchen texanus (razorback sucker), 1180 nucleotides long. It is a transcript of the gene mis18a, whose product is annotated as MIS18 kinetochore protein A. The record is from RefSeq and is a predicted model, not a curated record. Gene Ontology annotation, biological process: CENP-A containing chromatin assembly; chromosome segregation. Gene Ontology annotation, cellular component: chromatin; nucleus; chromosome, centromeric region. The transcript is spliced from 5 exons. NCBI's taxonomy places the organism in Eukaryota, Metazoa, Chordata, Actinopteri, Cypriniformes, Catostomidae. The coding region runs from base 123 to 713 and encodes 196 amino acids.
GGGCGCUGCGUGGUGACCAACGUAUCCGCUCUCAAUUCAAAUCGGUAAAAGAGAAACAGACCGCGUCCGUUUGAAAAUAUUGUGCCAGUGUCGUGCAAAUAUACUGAAGUGAAUGUUUGUUUAUGCUGCAGAAAAUGGCAGGCAAGAUAAACGUACCUGACGACUGUAGCUAUAAAACAUAUUCUGUUUGCGAGAGUGCCGUUGACAGCAGUACCAGAGUGGAGGAAGAUGGAGACAGCGACGGACCAGCAGUGUUUAUGUGCGGCAAAUGCAAGCUGCCCAUCGGUGACUCUCUGUCUUGGGCAGGCAGUGAUGACGAGCAGAACCAAAUUAUGCUUAAAAAAACCAGUGACAAUGUUGUCAUAGGCAAAGAGCCCUUUGUUUCUGUUACCCGAAAGGAGCUUGGAUGCCUUGUUGUGAGCCUCACCUGCCAUGGCUGUUGUUCAGAACUCGGCAUCAUGUAUACAUCAACCCCAAAAAAGUUUGAUUACAAGAGAUCCCUUUUCUGCUUUAAUGUUGCAAAUAUUGAAAGCUAUGUAGUGGGCAGUCCAGGCCAGCAGAUGCCAGAGUUGGAGAGACAAGACAGACCAGUGACCCUUGAAUACCAAGACAUCGUUGAGCAGCAAAUGACAGAGAUAAAAUCUCUAGCUGUGAUAAUAGGACAAAGACUACUGGAAAUUGAAAAUAACCUCCAGUGUUGUUCGGGAAAAUGAUGUGAGCUGUUCUCAAAGCCGUUGUUAAGACUAUGUCUCUUGUCUUGUUUCUUAACUAUUUUGUGUUGAAACCACAUAGAAGUGUGUCUCAGUGUUUAUUGGAUCAGUCAGAAAAGUUGUGUAUUUAUAUCAAUUGACUGUAUAGAUGCAUGCAAGUGACAUACACAUAUCUGUAAUGUCCCACUUUAUACCCAUUGGUUUUGGCCUGUACAGUUUAUGUACUGGAUAUUGGAUGCUGCAACAGAAUAUUGUAUUUGUCUUUAAAUGUUGUUGUACUGUAUGUUAAACAGCAAUACCAGAUAUCAGACAUAUUAGAAGUGCAAUUAAAUGUCCCCAUGUGUUUAGAAUAUCUUAUGUUUUGCCAUAGAUCCCUGUGUUUUUGUCAUAUGUGAAGCUGGAUUUACAUAUAUCUUCUUUAAAUAAAAUAUGGAUACACAUGGUGAACAUGCAUUAUAAAUAAACAGUUG